This is a messenger RNA of Ipomoea nil (Japanese morning glory), 1499 nucleotides long. Its product is annotated as transcription factor RAX2-like. The transcript has 3 exons. Lineage: Eukaryota; Viridiplantae; Streptophyta; Magnoliopsida; Solanales; Convolvulaceae. The record is from RefSeq and is a predicted model, not a curated record. The coding region runs from base 289 to 1323 and encodes 344 amino acids.
UCCAUCUUAAAGUUGAACCAUUGGUCUAUUUCGUUUACUGUACUGUUCUUCCUGAGGAAGUACUCUCUCUCUCUCUCUCUCUCUCUCUCUCUCUCUCUCCAUCUAUAUAAGCUGGCAUCAGCAACAUACAGCACACAACGCUCAUAGCAAGCAAUUCCUGUCUGUUUCUUCCUGCAGGCAAAAGGGUAAAUCCACUCUCUCUCGCCACCCACAGUUUUCAAGUGGAAUGUUAAGAGCACAACUUAGCACUAGAGAGUAGCAGAGAGAGAGAGAGAGAGAGAGAGAGAGAUGGGGAGAGCUCCUUGCUGUGAUAAAGCGAACGUGAAGAGAGGGCCAUGGUCGCCUGAAGAAGAUGCCAAGCUUAAAGACUUCAUUCACAAGUAUGGCACUGGUGGCAACUGGAUUGCUCUCCCUCACAAAGCUGGGCUAAGGAGAUGUGGGAAGAGUUGCAGGCUGAGAUGGCUGAAUUAUCUCAGGCCAAACAUAAAGCAUGGUGAAUUCUCUGAUGAAGAAGAUAGAGUCAUCUGCACUUUAUAUGCUUCUAUUGGCAGCAGGUGGUCAAUAAUAGCAGCCCAGUUACCAGGAAGGACUGAUAAUGAUAUCAAGAACUACUGGAACACCAAGUUGAAGAAGAAGGUGAUGGCAAUGAUGCUCCUUAACAACCCUUCUUCUUCUUCUUCCUCUCACCACAGAUCAAGGUCAUCUCCAAUGCUGUUUUCCUCUUCUUCUUCUUCAUCUUCUAUUGCACCUCCUCAUCUCCUCCACACACAACAACUGUCAUUUUAUACCCCAGCAGAAAGCUCAUUUUCUGGGCUUGAUGAACACCAGUCCCUCUCUGCACCCCAGAACCCAAACUUGUUGUAUGAUAAUCAGUCCUAUCCCUACAGCUUUGAAAGCCAAGAUCAGGGUUUCUCCAACCUCAUGCAGUUUGGUGGUGAAAAUAAUAGCAAUAAUUUACUCAUGUUUGGUGGGACUGAGGCCAGUGGCUCCUCUUCUGAUGGUAUCAGCUAUGGAAGCAAACCAGAAAUCAAGCAAGAAGCUGAUGAUCAUCAUCAUCACCCCCUACUAGGGGCCACACGUUUCCAAUCCACAAAUGCCCAUUCUUGGGACCACAACAAUGGUGGGUUUGAUCAUCAUCAAGACCAGAUAAUGAAUAACAAUGGGUAUUUUGGGAACACUGCCAAUAAUGAUCUAGACAUUGUUAGGAAGCUAGUUAGCAGCAGCAGCAGCGUUUGCAACAACAACAACAACAGGUUAAUGUUGUUUAAUGAUAUUAACAAGACAGAUGAUGAGAGGGGGAUGUACCAGUGCUACUACUACUGAUUGUACCUGUCAUAAAGAUUUGGAGGGGCGUGGGGGGUAUGGCUGAUUCACUCAGAAGGGAUGGAAGAGAGCUUAGCAUCAUCAGUUUCUUGGGUUCUGUGUGUAUGUAUGUAUUCUGAUUCUGAUGAGAUUUGAAUUGAAUGAAUGAAUGAAAAUACUCCUCCUUUACUUUGACA